Messenger RNA from Aureobasidium vineae, 339 nucleotides. The record is from the annotation of a GenBank genome assembly. Lineage: Eukaryota; Fungi; Ascomycota; Dothideomycetes; Dothideales; Saccotheciaceae.
AUGUCAUACUACUUUACUAUCAUCGGCACGAGAGACAACCCUCUCUUUGAACAUGAGUUCGGCACUUCCAAGGCUGGUGGAGACGGCAUUGCCCGCUUUCGUGAUGAGGCCAGACACAUGAACCAAUUCAUCGUCCACAGCAGUCUCGACAUCGUCGAAGAAGUCCAAUGGGGAAACAAUGGACUUGCCCAAACAGAGGAAGCUGUCAGGCAAUUUAUGACCGAUGUAUACGAAGCUUGGAUCAAAUGCAUCAUGAAUCCAUUCUAUGUCGUCAACGCUCCUGUUACCAGUCCGGUUUUCAGGGGCCGUGUGGCAGCUGCUGCAAAGAAAUAUCUCUGA